UAACCAGUUAGUCGUCAGCAAUUUCGUUUAGGACACAGCAACUCCGCCGCCGCAAGUUUUUGCUUAUUUUAGCAUUUUGAGCAAUCAAAGUGAAGUGACUGGUCUCGCAAUCCGUGGCGUUUGCCGCCGGGUAGCUGGCUGCCCAUCGGCAGAUCGGGACCAAUUUGCAUACUCAAUAAGUAUUAUACUAUAAAUUCUUUCGAAGUGCUCGUUUCAAAUCGAAUAGAACCGAAAUAAAUAUUCAAGUGCAAACAUGAAACAUAAGUUUAUGCCUAUUGGUACAAAAAAUUAAUAUAUUUUAAAGUAUCUUAUUACAACUAUAAAUAUGAUAACAAACCCGCCGAUUGGAAUCAGAAAUAUUACGAAGUUUAGCAUUUAAAUACUCUAAAGGAAUAGCACACACAACGAAAACAACAAGCCUUACGCAUCAGAAUCAGUGAAUAAAAACUAGUCAACAACUAAUUUCGACGUGUUUGACAAAUUAAAAACCAUAUAUUGAUUCGGUAAUUCAAAGGAUAGCUAAAGCCCAGUUGUUCUUAAUACUAAUAACGCGACGAAAUGAUGUUAACUACGGAACACAUCAUUCAUGGCCAUCCCCACUCAUCCGUGGGCGUUGGAGUAGGGGUUGGUCAAAGUGCAUUAUUCGGCUGCUCCACAGCGGGUCACAGUGGCAUUAAUCAGCUUGGUGGCGUUUACGUAAACGGCCGACCCCUCCCAGAUUCUACCCGACAAAAAAUUGUAGAAUUGGCACACUCUGGUGCGCGACCAUGUGAUAUUUCGCGUAUACUGCAAGUGUCCAACGGAUGUGUUAGUAAAAUUUUAGGCAGAUAUUACGAAACCGGAUCAAUAAAACCUCGAGCGAUAGGUGGUUCAAAACCACGAGUAGCCACAACGCCGGUCGUACAAAAAAUUGCCGAUUAUAAACGAGAAUGUCCAAGCAUAUUUGCAUGGGAAAUACGAGAUCGACUGCUAUCGGAACAAGUUUGCAAUAGUGAUAAUAUUCCAAGUGUGUCGUCUAUUAAUAGAGUGUUGCGUAAUUUAGCUUCACAGAAGGAACAGCAAGCGCAACAACAAAAUGAGUCUGUCUAUGAAAAGCUGCGAAUGUUUAAUGGACAAUCUGGUGGUUGGGCCUGGUAUCCUGGUAAUACUACAACGGCACAUUUGGCUCUUCCACCAACACCCACGGCAGUUCCAGCCAAUCUAUCUGGCCAAAUUGCCCGAGAUGAAGUGCAAAAACGCGAUUUGUACCCCGGCGAUAUAUCUCACCCGAAUUCACAUGAAAGUGAAUCAGACUGCAAUUCAGAGCAUAAUUCAUCUGGAGAUGAGGAUUCACAAAUGAGGCUACGAUUAAAACGUAAACUGCAAAGAAAUCGAACAUCGUUUACUAAUGAACAAAUAGAUAGCCUCGAAAAAGAGUUUGAAAGGACGCAUUAUCCAGAUGUUUUUGCACGGGAGCGGCUUGCAGAAAAAAUUGGUUUGCCAGAGGCACGUAUUCAGGUUUGGUUCUCAAAUCGACGGGCCAAAUGGCGAAGGGAAGAAAAACUACGCAGUCAAAGACGUUCUGGUGAUAAUGGAGGCGCUGGCAACGGACGCUCAAGCACCAAUAAUACCAUCGGAGGAGGCUCUGUGCCUAAUAGUGCAGCAGCGUCAAGCAAUCCUACGUCCGGCGUUGUGAGCUCGGCUGGUCCAGAAGGAGCUUCCUCCGUCCAUCCCGGUAACAGUAGCAGCACUAACGUAACUGAAACAUCGAAUGGUCCAACAAUUCAUGGUGGAGAUGUUAGUUCUGCGCAUCCCAACUCGGAAAGCCCGCCCCUGCAAGCAGUUGCCCCCCGUUUGCCGAUCAACACUGGUUUCAACACAAUGUACUCGUCUAUCCCGCAACCCAUCGCAACUAUGGCUGAGAAUUACAAUUCAAUGACGUCGUCGUUAAGUUCCAUGACAUCGUCGUGUUUACAACAAAGGGAUAGCUACCCAUAUAUGUUUCAUGAUCCAUUAUCACUGGGAUCUCCCUAUGCGGCUCACCCACGAAAUACAGCCUGCAACCCGGCUGCAGCUCAUCAGCAACCACCUCAACACGGAGUUUAUGGAAACAACUCUGCAGUAACCACAACAAAUACAGGUGUGAUCUCUGCUGGAGUUUCGGUGCCUGUCCAAAUAUCAACACAGAAUGUCGCGGAUUUAACUGGCAGCAGUUAUUGGCCACGCCUUCAGUGAUCUUCAAUCUUUAGAAUACGCACGGAUUUGCUUUCGAAAGCGACAGCUGCUGCAGUUUCUGAUACCCACUAUGAGCAGAAAUCACAUUCGCUGAAGCCCACGUCAUCUCUGUUUAUGGACAGACCAGAAGUAACCGAACCCGACGAAAUAGAUUCAUCUUUGGUGUACAUUAAGUUGACUGAAAAGUCAAUCAAUCAAAAUAGUUUACCACCUAUUACAAUUAGAUCAGUGCCAUCUGAUUCAAACUCGUGUAUGUAUUAAGCCCAUGCAACAAGUCCUUCCCAAAUAAUUCCAAAUAAUCGUCAUCAGUUCAUUCUUAUCUUUAAUAAUAAAUGGUUAAUUAAUGAACGCAUUCAGUAUGAAUUUUUUAUUUUUGUCAUCGUAAUUUCCGUUUUUAUACUCGCCACUCAUAGCAUUGGGGCUCCAGGAAACGUAUGCAACAGGCAGAAGGAGGAAUCUUCGACCCUUUAAAGUAUAUAUAUUCUUCAUCAGCGUCAACAGCCAAAGCGACAUAGUCAUGUCUGUCUGUCCGUAUGAACUCCUUGAUCUCAGAGACAAUGAAAGAUAGAAAUAUAAAUUUUCGAUAGAACUUAUUAUGUUUCUAUUGAAAAAAAAGCUUAAUGCGAGAAUCGCGAGUUUUGGUACAUACAAUCAAACUACGGACUUUGUGAUUCCUGAAAAUUUAGCUUUGUCUAAUCAUUUUGUAUAUUUUGUACUCUACAGUAUAUUUCGAAUAUAUCACUAUAUCAAUAUACCAAUUAUUGCCUUCGGUAUAUAUUAGUAUUUUGUGGUAUAUUUAUUUCAAAUAUUUUAAUAAUAAUACCGCACUGGUUUGCUUUUAUUCGAAAUGAGUAGCGGGAAUCUCACAGUCUCUCGACUAUAGCUUUCUUACUUGUUUAUUUAUUUUCUGUAUUCAAAACACAAUAUAUGUAU
Molecule: messenger RNA, 3147 nt
Organism: Drosophila albomicans
Lineage: Eukaryota; Metazoa; Arthropoda; Insecta; Diptera; Drosophilidae
Gene: toy
Product: paired box protein Pax-6
Exons: 9
Coding region: 559-2214 (551 amino acids)
Biological process (GO): regulation of transcription by RNA polymerase II; anatomical structure development
Molecular function (GO): DNA-binding transcription factor activity, RNA polymerase II-specific; RNA polymerase II cis-regulatory region sequence-specific DNA binding
Source: RefSeq, a predicted model, not a curated record